Messenger RNA from Lithohypha guttulata, 825 nucleotides. RefSeq lists its product as uncharacterized. Lineage: Eukaryota; Fungi; Ascomycota; Eurotiomycetes; Chaetothyriales; Trichomeriaceae. The coding region runs from base 1 to 825 and encodes 274 amino acids. The transcript is spliced from 2 exons. The record is from RefSeq and is a predicted model, not a curated record.
AUGACGGACACGACUGCUAGUCCUGGCAAAAACUCUAACGUCACAAAGUACAAGACAGAGCUCUACCAAAUGGGUCAAAUCCCAUCCUUCGACGACCCUGACUGGCAAAGUCUCCCCCGUCCUACUCAAGCACUCCUUAACGAUGCGCAUAGGCAACAAACACCCCUCAUCGACACGCUCAGGAAUCUCCUAAAGGCAUCAGACUGCAGAACACGGUUCACCCUUAUCGGCCGUCCAGUGCCCAAGAAGAUGGAAAGUGUGGAGGAGAAACUCGCAAGACCUAAAGUGCUGUCAAAAUCAGCAAAAUCGCUUCCUCUAACUGACGUCAACAACGAUUUCAUCUCUAUAAGAUUUCAAGUCGUCACACCAGAGGAUAUCAAACCACUUGCUGAUACCAUCCGAGAUGUAAUCAAGAAAGCCGACGACACAAUCUACGUGACCGAAGACAGAAGCUUCCUCGACGCAAGAAAGAUGCCAACAGACUUGAUCUAUUUUGCUUCCAUGUAUUCGCAAAAGGCGGGCUACAUCGCUGAAAUUCAGAUUGGGUUGAAGCUUGCCUUUUACGCCUUGAAACAAGAAUCCAUGGCGCGGAACGUGCCUGAGGAGCGACUGCGUGUCGACAAGCUAUGGGAGUUCUACCAUCAUGUCAAGCAAUUGGCUCUAAAGUUCCCAAGCGGCAUUGUAAACAUCGAGGAAAAUCUUGAUAGUCUCCAGGCAGUCAUGUCGGACUAUAUCACGUGGCUGCAUGCGUAUGAUCCAAAGCGUGCCCUGGAGGAAGAUCGAGUCCUCGAAGAGACACUGAGGCCGUGGAUGGAAAUUAGCUAG